AUGGGGAAAGAGCAGAAGUCAUUCUGUAGUAAAGUGGAUUACCCUGCUUUGGAGAAUGACAUCAUGUCUGACAAGCUGAGGAUCUGUAAAAAUCAAUCAGAAGGGAGAAACUGUGCUGUGGGAGUUAAAGCUAUAUUUCUGAUCGCUCUCCCCCCUACCUCCCUCCUCACUCCCCCUCCCUCAACAGCCACCCCUUGUAUCAAGGCCAUCAGCCCCAGUGAGGGCUGGACUACAGGCGGGGCUACAGUCAUUAUCAUUGGAGAAAACUUCUUUGAUGGACUUCAGGUCAUAUUUGGUACCAUGCUGGUCUGGAGUGAGCUCAUCACAGCCCACGCCAUCCGGGUGCAGACUCCCCCAAGACACAUCCCCGGGGUUGUAGAGGUCACGCUGUCAUACAAAUCUAAACAGUUCUGCAAGGGCACACCUGGACGCUUCAUAUACACAGCGUUGAAUGAGCCCACUAUAGAUUACGGCUUCCAGAGGUUACAGAAGGUCAUCCCCAGACAUCCAGGAGACCAGGAGAGACUACCUAAGGAAGUCAUUCUAAAGAGAGCGGCAGACUUGGUAGAAGCGCUGUACGGGAUGCCACACAACAACCAGGAGAUGAUUCUGAAGCGGGCAGCAGACAUGGCAGAGGCGUUGUACACAACGUUGCCACGCAGCCACAACCAGCUGACUGGGAUGGGCAGCGGCUCCGUCCACGCCGGCAUGAUGGCCGUCAACUCCUUCCCCGGGUCAGAGGUCACACAGAUAGCCAAUCAGGGUUACAGUAGGAGUAGCAGCAGUGCAUCUCCUCAUGGUUAUGUCCCCAGCACCACUCCACAGCAGACCAGCUACAGCUCUGUUUCCACUAGCAUGAACAGCUACACUAACUCUGGCAUGACCACGCUAGGAACCUCACCCAACUUCCUCAACGGGUCAGCCACCAACUCACCCUACGCUAUCGUUCCCUCCAGUCCCACCAUGGCCCCCACCACCAAUCUUCCAUCCAACUGCAGUAGUUCUUCAGGCAUCUUCUCCUUCUGUCCGGCCAACAUGGUGUCUGCUGCGGUCAAACAGAAGAGCGCCUUCGCCCCUGUAGUACGGCCGCAGACCUCCCCUCCACUCACCUGCACCAGCGCUAUUGCUAACGGACUGCAAGAUCAGUCUUUUGUGGACUCUAGCAAGUACUCCUCCUCCAGCUCUCUUCAGGGUCUGGCCUUCUCCUGAAUGAUUCCCGGGAUGAUUGUUCCAUCCAUAAAGAUCUGUGAACGUUGAGGAUUUGGGAAUGUUGACAGGAAGAGAACAUGUCUGAUGUGUCUCUGUGUCACACUCCUACCCUCUGGACCUGAAUAGAACACUGAACUCAAAAUGGAAGCCUUGUUAAACUUAGGCCUUUAUAGAAGGAAUCUCAUUGGAAGGAAGAAAGAUGAAGAAGAGGACGAAAAUAACAUUUUUUCAUUAAUUCCCUUUCCGGUGAAUUUGUGAACCUUCUCAGACACAACUUGGAGUCAAAUAAUAAAGUUAUUUAAAGUGAAUUGAACUGAAUUGAACAGAAUUGUAUUUAAUGGAAUUGACAAAAGACUGUAAGAUGCCUCAUGACCCUGUCCACACCCCAAUUGAGUGAUAAUAUGUAUGACCUCAUGACCCUGUCCACACCACAGUUCAGUGACAAUAUGACUGACCUCAUGACAAAAGCAUUUAUUUAUGUUUUCUGUGUAUUUAUUGGUAUAAUGUUUAAGUUUGAUCUAUUGUAUGCCUUCUUACAGACUGUAACACAUACAAACAACACUGAAGCUGAUUGGCUAUACAGGUUUGUGUAAGUGGAUAGCUCCAACAUGACUGGAUAGGAGUUAACAGAGGUUGUAAACAAAGUUGUCUCGUAUCAGUUUACAUUUAGUAACUGUAAACAAUGUAUAGCCUCAAAAACACGGUUAAACUUAGAAUUUCGAUAUGAUGGCUGAUCAGUCCUUGCAUCCAUAGCCCUGUCUAUGAUCAGUCCUUGCAUCCAUAGCCCUGUCUAUGAUCAGUCCUUGCAUCCAUAGCCCUGUCUAUGAUCUGUCCUUGCAUCCAUAGCCCUGUCUAUGAUCAGUCCUUGCAUUCAUAGCCCUGUCUAUGAUCAGUCCUUGCAUCCAUAGCCCUGUCUAUGAUCAGUCCUUGCAUCCAUAGCCCUGUCUAUGAUCAGUCCUUGCAUCCAUAGCCCUGUCUAUGAUCAGUUCUUGCAUCCAUAGCCCUGUCUAUACAUUUGAGAGUAGUUACACAUCUCCAUCUCUCAGCUUUUUACUGAAACAGUGGUGGCGACAAUAGUUUGUUACUGAUUCAACUGCGGAAUGCCCCUUUAAAGGUUUAAAACAGACUGAGCUGAAAGAUAACUUCUACAAUGUUGAUGAAUAUUUUUGCUGCUUACUUAUCAAAGAAAUGCAAUCAGAGAUGUGCGAUUCCCUUUUCAUUUCAAUCAGAAAACACAUUUUAUAAAAUAUCUGAUUAGAAGUACUAUUUAUGUAAUAUAUUUGUGUGUAUAAAUAUCAAAAUGAUGGGUUCAUGAUUGGAUUUAUGUUGCUUUGUUUUACCAAAGUUCUACUUUAAAUAUAAUAUAAACAUGAAUAUGUCUAAAGGCAGCUGUCGACACAGAUGGUCGUUUCACUGUCAAGCUCUCAUCUACUGUAUACUUAGCAAGAAGCACGGAUUUGGAGACAAAAGAGGGACUUCUUUUAAAUAAUGUAUUUAUCUUUUGUAUGUGUACGUUUUGCAUUGCUUCUUGACCCUAAUUCUAUCUUGUUCUGUGUUAGUUUAUAAGUGUCAAAGUGCCACAGAGUUAUGUUUUGUCACCCACUAUGUAAAUGUGAACUCAUAUUUUAUUUUUAUUUUAUUUUGUACCAAGUUUAUUUUGUGCUGUGUUGUCUAGCCAAGCUUCCAUGUGUUAUUUCCCAUCCAAAACUGUUGCCAUUUCUUUCAUUAUUUGUGGGUUAAUAAAAGUUUCGUUUUUCCUGA
Messenger RNA from Salvelinus fontinalis (brook trout), 2970 nucleotides. RefSeq names its product transcription factor COE1-A-like. NCBI's taxonomy places the organism in Eukaryota, Metazoa, Chordata, Actinopteri, Salmoniformes, Salmonidae. Gene Ontology annotation, molecular function: RNA polymerase II cis-regulatory region sequence-specific DNA binding; DNA-binding transcription factor activity, RNA polymerase II-specific. The transcript is spliced from 10 exons. Gene Ontology annotation, biological process: regulation of transcription by RNA polymerase II. Bases 1 to 1209 code for a protein of 402 amino acids. The record is from RefSeq and is a predicted model, not a curated record.